Salvelinus sp. IW2-2015 is the source of this 3693-nucleotide messenger RNA. NCBI's taxonomy places the organism in Eukaryota, Metazoa, Chordata, Actinopteri, Salmoniformes, Salmonidae. The record is from RefSeq and is a predicted model, not a curated record.
GUCUCUGCCACUGCGCUCGCUCCCAGAAGCUAGCUAGCUAAUCACCUCGAGACGGACGGUGGAAUCAAAAGUAGUGACAAGAAGAUGGCGGAGUGAUUGGGUUGCGCUUUGAAGGAAAGCAGCGACCCUUGAUUGUCCUAAAAUAUUCUACGAAGAAACGAGAAUCACAUCCAAAUUGUAGCUAUCUUCGGAAAUUUGACAAACAAGAAGAAUAUUGCCCCUCUUGCGGAGGUGGUUCAAACAGAUCGAACGGAAUUUCGCAGUUCGAUAGCUCUAGUGGGCUAACGUUAGCUAGCUACCCCGAGGCACUGGGCGACGGACAUACUAGGCACAUUAGGAGUGUUUUCAGAAGAAUCGUGUUCCCUUUUUCGUGAUGUGUUGGUUUUAUUUUUUCCAAGAUUUUUUACUAGCUAGCUAGCGAAUAACGUCUGAAAAUAAACACUGUUCUAGCUAGCUGGCUAACGUUGCCUUGUUUCAAGUACAUCGCCCACGAGCAACCAGGACUUCUGUGUAUGUUCUGAUAACGAGCUGGCCGAGAAGGGAAACCGACGGCGCAGUCCCAGAAAAUCCUAUUUUAAACUGAUCAAGAGUUGCUCGUGAUUGAGGAUAUGGCAAGCAGCAGCGGCUCUAAAGCCGAAUUUAUUGUCGGUGGGAAAUACAAGCUUGUCAGAAAAAUUGGGUCUGGGUCAUUUGGUGACAUAUACCUGGCGAUCAACAUCACAAAUGGAGAGGAGGUAGCUGUAAAAUUGGAAUCUCAGAAAGCCAGACACCCACAGUUGUUAUAUGAAAGCAAACUGUACAAAAUCUUACAAGGAGGAGUUGGAAUCCCACACAUAAGGUGGUAUGGCCAAGAAAAGGACUACAAUGUCCUAGUGAUGGACCUGCUGGGACCCAGUCUGGAAGACCUCUUCAACUUCUGCUCGCGCCGGUUCACCAUGAAAACUGUACUAAUGCUCGCAGACCAAAUGAUCAGCAGAAUCGAGUAUGUGCACACAAAGAACUUCAUUCACAGAGAUAUCAAGCCAGACAACUUUUUAAUGGGUAUUGGCCGUCACUGUAACAAGUGUUUAGAAUCUCCAGUGGGGAAGAGGAAAAGAAGCUUGGCUGUUAGUUCUUCUCAGGACCCAUCUUUCUCAGGAUUAAACCAGUUGUUCCUCAUUGACUUUGGUCUGGCCAAAAAAUACCGGGACAACCGGACACGACAGCACAUACCCUACAGAGAAGACAAAAAUCUCACAGGCACAGCUCGCUAUGCCAGCAUCAACGCACAUCUGGGAAUCGAGCAGAGUCGCCGAGAUGACAUGGAGUCGCUAGGAUACGUCCUGAUGUAUUUCAACAGAACCAGCCUGCCCUGGCAGGGACUAAAGGUAGGCCAGGCUGCCACAAAGAAACAGAAGUACGAGAAGAUUAGCGAGAAGAAGAUGUCGACUCCAGUCGAGGUGUUGUGUAAGGGUUUCCCCGCAGAGUUUGCCAUGUACCUGAACUACUGCCGUGGGCUGCGGUUUGAGGAGGCGCCUGACUACAUGUACCUGCGUCAGCUUUUCCGCAUUCUCUUCAGGACCCUGAACCACCAGUACGACUACACGUUUGACUGGACAAUGCUGAAGCAGAAAGCAGCACAGCAGGCCGCGUCCUCAGGGGGACAGGGGCAACAGGCACAAACCCCUACAGGCAAGCAAACUGACAAACCCAAGAGUAACAUGAAAGUCGCCCCCCUCCCUCUCGUAGAGGGUAUCCCGGGUGCCCAGGGUUGAUGGUGGAGGAGUCAAACCAAUUUUUCAAAAAACCUGAAGCUGUUUUCAUCAGGUUUCUGAGCAGUAAGACAAAGAAAUGCUAGACGAGUUGCCGUAACAGGAUUUGCCUUCCAAUCACACCCCGGCAUCCAGGAUCAAAUUCACCAGAACCUGCCAGGCAUUGUGGGCAACCAUUUUUUCCUGUUAAAGAACUUUCGUUCCAUAUACUAUAUAUGUAAUUGCUCUAUAUAGGUAACAUGCUCUGCAUAUAUCUAUAUAUUGGUAUGUAUAUACUAUAUCUACACAGAAAGCCGGCUUGGUAUGGAAUUUUACGAAGCUGUAGCCUUCUCUAUUGUCCUGUCCCUGAAGAUUUUUUUUUUGUGUGUGUUUCUUCAAAACUAAAAAUAAGACAUGGUUGGCUCACUGCGGAUGUUAUUGUGCACAUGGCAAUACUUUCCCCUUGAAACUUUCUCCCUCUGAGAGCUGCUGCUCGGGUGCCUGCCUCACCUCAUGGCCCCCUGUCAGAGCAGCUUUGUCCCCAUUCCCUCAGUCACCGAGCGUGGCACGAUGACCCAGACACACGUCAGUCAGAUUGAACAUUUGAAACGACAAUUUUCUCUUCCUUAUUCAACUUUUUUCCCUCAUUUUCAAGCAAAAUGAAAGAUGUAAACGGAAACUGUUUUCUUUGUUGUUAUGAAUGAAUCCUGGGUAUUUACUAAGCAAACAUUGGAUUUAUUUAGUUUCUUUUCAUAAAAAGGGUAAUUAAGAUUCUGCCUGCUGAUAUGUGCUAGAAGAGCUUCAAAUGUGAAGAUGAAAACAAUUCUAGUGACUACUAGGUUUCUCUUUAGAACGCUGCAUUAACUAUAUUGUACUUGGUAUUCUGAAGUCUCAAACAAUGAAUAAAAAAGAUCAACUCCACAAAAGCAUAUUCAUUAUAAAUUAGGCACCACUUGACUAAACCUGUUUGGAAAUUGCUUAUUAAAAAAAAUUACGCAUCAAUUCUUUUUAUUUUUGGAGGUGUUAAUGUCAAUCGACAAAUGUCGUUUUUUAAAAUUCUUUUUUUUAUUCAUUGAGUUGCUAUGAUGGAUGACAUCAAUGUUCUGUUUUUGAGAGAACCUCACACCACCCACCCUUCGGUUAUCAUUUUUAUAUACAUGCAUAUAUAUAUACACUUUUUUUAAAGAAUCAGAUAACCUACUUUUUUUCCUUCAGUUUUAUAGAGUUGUCGUUCCCUGUAUUGAAUUGAUCAUUUUGGGGAAAGGGUGUUUUUGUUUGUUCUUCCUGCAACUAAAUUUCGCUGCUGCUUAGAGUUUCCUCAUUUUCGUUCUUUCUUUUUUUUAUUGCAAAGAUAGUUUUGGAGGGUUUCAAUUCUGUAUAUGUGAGGGGAGAAUAAUUUGGAUUUCUCUCAGCCUUUAGUCAAGACAGAUGCACACUAGUAACUGUUUCUCCCACUCCCUAUUACAACCCCUGACCCAGCUUUAGCUAUUUUACAGCUGGACAUUAUAUAAAAGUGUAAUUUAUUCCCUUUAGCAUGUCAGAAUAAAUUUAAAUGACUUGUCAGAAUCACUGUCCCAGUCUCAGUAAUUUGAAGAAAACAACACAUAGACUUCUGCCUUAGGCCCGGAUGAUGGGGGGGGGACUACAAUUUGACUUUCCAUUUGCUUGUCUUUACACAUUUACGUGUUGACUACCACACAACCCUAGUAUUUUGCGAAUUUUUUAAACUUGAGACAUCAGCAGGAUUGGGGAUAGAUAAAAAGGAAAGAUACAAAGGAUUUGUCUAAAUGUAUGAUCACUUGAGGCAAAGGGACACAUUUGUGGAAAGUUAUUGCUGUAAUCUAGAAAAAGCAGUUCCUGUGAAAUAUUGUUGGGGUGGUGGGUAGUUGUAGGUGCCUGUGGUGUUUUGAAGAAAAGAUCUUCCCGGAUUUAUAUCUGUAAAUAUUAAAAUGGAUUAAAAUAG